CUCGACUUGGAUCGAAGCAAGUGCCUCUCCAAGCAAUCGUUGUACAGGAAGUACUAUUAAUAGUAAAAACAAGCAAACAAACGAAGAAGGAUGAGCGACUUUGAAGGCAGUGAGAACAGCGACUACUUUGACGAUGAUGACAAGGUGAACAGUACGGAGAACAGCAGUACCCGUGGUGACGAAUCUUCGUCUCGGGAUGAAGUGAAGGAGAUCCGCAAAGGGUCGAAGAAGGAAACGGCCAGGGUCACGACUUGGAAGAUCCUCGUGUUUCUCGCUCUCGUGGUGACUGCCGUCUCCGUUACGGCCACUACGUACACCCUGCUGGUUCGCCAGGAAGACGAAAACUUUCGCACCGUCUACGCCCAGUUUGCUCGUACCGUAGCCGAUGCGGCGCUGGACCAACAAACGUACAUCAAGGCGGCCCUAAGGAGCUUGUCGGACACAGUGUCGCUUUCGGCCAAUCUCGAUGGCAACGGCGACCCGGCGUGGCCCAACUACUGGCCUCCCAUGUGGGAAACCUACGCCAACGACUACUUGAAGAUCUCUCGUACCGAGUAUGUCGGACUCAGCAGCCUGGUCUACAAGGAUCAGCGUGAAAGCUACCGCAACUACACGUCAUCCGUCUUUGAGCAAGCCAUCAAGGACUCGCAUUACAUCCGAUAUGGGCACCUCGACUUUCUCAAUACCAAUACCAGCUUGUUCGUAAACGAUUUUGUCAAGAAGCGAAACGGCACCUGGCAAAUCGACGACGAGAGGGACAUGUACAUUGUUCGAGGCAUACAGUCUCCACCCUCGAGAAGGUUCAGUCCGCCCAUCAACUGGAAUCUGGGAAGCACUCCACCCAUUGCCGCUCCCAUGAUGGCCGUCAUUCCUCUCAAGUACGAAACGACCUUUAGUAUUAUCAAGCCAUUCAUCGGUGUCCCAAAAGACGAGCACAACGGAUUCCACUCCAGGGACAUUCUCGAUAAUCCCCACUUUUUUGGAUACCAGCCAGUCCACAAGUUUGUGGGGGACUACGAGUCAGAAGUGGUCGCCAUUAUCUCCACUGCCAUGUCCUUUGAUGCUGCCAUGCAAAAGCUAUUGCCCUCCAAUGUACGCGGGAUGUUGGCGGUUGUCAACAACAACUGUGGACAGACUGUUUCAUACACUAUCGAUGGGGAAGAAGCCUUCUUUGCAGGAGAUGGGGACCUUCACGGGGGUCAGUACGAUGAUCUGGCAGUCUUUGUCAACCUCACAAGUUACACAAACCCAGACUUUCCCACCACUCCGGGUCACUGCAUGUACACCAUGACCAUCUAUCCUACCCCCGUCUUUGAAGCGGCCUACAAGACAUCGACUCCUGCCGUCUUUGCCGGCGUUGUGGCGGGGACAUUCAUCUUGGUACUCUUGGUCUUUCUCAUGUACGACCGCAUGGUUCUCAAGAGGAAUGAAAAGAUCAUUUCGGACGCUGCCAAAUCCAAUGCCAUUGUCACAUCCAUCGUCCCGGACCAUCUGCGAGACAGACUUAUCAUGCACCAACAAGAACAACAAGAAGGUCCUGGCAAGAGGCGAAACAGCCUCAAAACCUUCUUGAACGAAGGUGCCAGUCAAAGGAUGAAUCAAGACGGAGUCCCAAUGAUUGCAGCUCCUUUGGCCGAUCUCUUUUUGGACACAACGGUACUGUUUGCCGAUAUUUCUGGCUUUACGGCUUGGAGUUCCGUGCGCGAACCGUCACAAGUAUUUGUCCUCCUCGAGACUUUGUAUCAGAGCUUUGAUCGCAUUGCCAAGCGCCGGCGUGUUUUCAAAGUGGAAACUGUGGGUGAUUGCUACGUUGCUGUGAGUGGACUUCCAGACCCUCGACGCGAUCAUGCUGUAGCCAUGGCGAGAUUCGGCAGAGAUAUCAUCGCCAAGAUGGCUGUGUUGGUCAAGAAGCUUGAGGUUACGCUUGGUCCCGAUACAGGCGAACUGGCCCUUCGUAUUGGAAUGCACUCAGGCCCCGUCACGGCUGGGGUUCUUCGAGGCGAGCGAGCCCGUUUCCAGCUCUUUGGGGAUACUAUGAAUACUUGUGCUAGAUUGGAGAGUUCAAGUCAGCCCAACAAGAUCCAGUGCUCAAAAGAAACGGCACAGUUGCUAAUCGAUCAUGGGAGAGGGUCCUGGGUACACAAGCGAACGGAACCAAUGCCUUUCUUGAAAGGAAAGGGCUAUCUCGAAGGUUACUGGCUUGCGGUAGAGGGAGAGCGUGCUAACAGUGUAAUGUCUACCCCCAGUCAGCUAUCGUCCGAAUGUGUGACUGCCACUGCCGGUUGGGCUAAUACUAAGCCUGGCAAAGCAUUCCCAGGACUUGAUAGCCGUACACUGCGCCUCAUCAACUGGAACGUGGAGAUGAUGGCCAGGCUACUCAAGCAGAUCGGGGUCCGCCAUGCUUCUAUUAAGGCACAGAGUCCUCUCGCGGCGCAAAGUUCGCACGGGGCUCUUCGGGGCAGGGGUGGGAGUGUCUCAACUCGAGCCUUUACGCCUAUGGCAACCUUUGGAGAAACCAUGCCACUGGAAGAGGUACAGGAGAUAAUCCGCUUGCCGGACUUCGAUGGCAAGGCAUCUACAAAGCAAGUGGAUCCUGACCAAAUCAAGCUACCUGAGGAGGUCGUAGAACAACUCCACCAUCUCGUCAGCACUAUUGCCAGCAUGUACAAUGACAAUCCAUUUCACAACUUUGAUCAUGCCUCACAUGUUGUCAUGAGUGUAAUCAAGUUAAUGUCAAGGAUUGUCGCCCCGUCUCACCUGCUCGAGAACGGAGACCCGAUGGCAGAAGGGAACCCCUCGCUCCACGCGACCCUUCAUGACCAUACUUACGGCAUAACUUCGGAUCCUCUUACCCAAUUUGCGUGCGCCUUCAGCGCCUUGAUUCAUGACGUUGAUCAUGUGGGAGUAAGCAACGCCCAGCUAGUCAAGGAGGGCGUACCAAUUGCCGAGAAGUACAACCAGAGGUCGGUUGCAGAGCAGAAUUCCCUUGACUUGAGCUGGGAAUUGCUCAUGCACCCCCAGUACGAUGACCUUCGAGCCUAUCUUUUCCAGACACAAGCUGAUCUUAUCCGUUUCCGUCAACUUGUCGUGAAUUCGGUAAUGUCAACCGAUAUUGUAGAUAAGGAAAUGAAGGCUCUGCGCAAUGAUAGAUGGGACAAGGCCUUCAAGAAAGGCGACAGUGCCAGUUUUGAGGAUGAGAGCAAGACGGAUGAGAUCAACAGAAAAGCCACCAUUGUGAUUGAACACAUUAUUCAAGCCAGCGACAUCAGCCACACCAUGCAACACUGGCAUGUGUAUAGGAAGUGGAAUCAAAACUUGUUUGAAGAACUUUACGUGGCCUAUCUGAAUGGACGAAUGGAGAAGGACCCUAAAGAGUUUUGGUACAAGGGCGAGUUUGGAUUCUUUGAUUUCUACAUCAUUCCACUGACGAAAAAACUCAAAGAGUGUGGUGUUUUUGGUGUCUCAUCGGAUGAAUACCUGAACUAUGCCAUCAAGAACCGCGAGGAAUGGGAAGCCCGCGGUGAAGAAGUCGUCGCAGAAAUGGUACAAGCCUGUCGCACGAAGUUCGGCAUCAAGGGUCCUGAUGGCAGCGUCAUUAAGCCCCCUGAAAGCCCUCCAAGUUCCAUCUCGAAGUCCAGGUCGAAUGCUCGUGCAAUGCCUCCUGUUGCAGAGCAAAACGUCUUCAUGCCUCCCGUGCCUCCGUCUCCUCCUACUAGAAGAUCGGGAUCUAGUGUUUCGUCCUCCACACCCUCCAUUUCGGAACAAGCACCAGUCCUUUUUACGAAAGGCCUCGCUUUGUUGCCUCGACCUUCGUUUGGUGUUGCCGAGCCCUCACCUUCGACUCCCAACUUGGGCCAGCAAGAACCUGCGACUCAGGUGGAGUGCUAGCUUCACAGUAUCGCAUCACAGCACAGCAGAGGUGGGGGACAGCUUGAUGUGUGUGGGAAAUUCGAUUUUUCAUUUUAUUAGCUGCGUGCGUAUUACAUGAUAAGUAGGAAGUUUAUAUAUUGCC
Molecule: messenger RNA, 4012 nt
Organism: Seminavis robusta
Lineage: Eukaryota; Bacillariophyta; Bacillariophyceae; Naviculales; Naviculaceae
Source: the annotation of a GenBank genome assembly